Eruca vesicaria subsp. sativa (arugula) is the source of this 777-nucleotide messenger RNA. The record is from the annotation of a GenBank genome assembly. NCBI's taxonomy places the organism in Eukaryota, Viridiplantae, Streptophyta, Magnoliopsida, Brassicales, Brassicaceae.
AAGCGCAAGAAGAAACCAACAGAAAGAUGCAGCUUAGAAGCUCAAUCUCCAAUACAAGAAAAUUCUUCCAAAAAACUAUUGACAACUUCAAAUCAUUGUUCUCCAACAAUGAUACCUAUCACAAACUACCCAAAACACCAAACAACCCCUGCAUGAAAAAUCAUUAUCAUCAUCAAAGCCAAAACAUCAUCAUAUCAUCAUCAUCACAGACACCAUCCAUACACACGCCAUUUGAACCUAAACCCAGAGACUAUGUGACCAAAGAUAGCGCUUUGACAAAGCAACGGAGAAGAGGUGACGGAGACGAUACAGUCAUUUCCGAACCCGAAGUUGAGCUUGUUCGCCUAAAGCUAGAAGAAAUGGAAAAGAUCAUGAUGAACAUUGAUAUACAAAACGAUGAGGAACAUGCCUCAGAUGUUAGAGAGUUUAUGCAUUGCUACUCUCGUCUUCGUUGUGCUGCUUACAUCGAUGUGGUUGAGCUGUUUUUCAUGGAAGUCUACUCUGAUUUUUUUAGCUCUCAGCCUCCCGAAAACACCAGAGUGACCGUUCGUCCACGGUACACUCCACAAUUGUCAGUUAGAUCCUUCAAUGGCAAGAAAAACUGACAGAAAAGUUCCGCAGGAUGAUCUGUCUCCUAUAACUGUUUCACCUUUGUUCUUUUUGUUGUCUACAUAUUACUGUUAACUUCGUGAUCGUAGUUGUGGUUGUGGAGUUGUAUAUUAGUAGUUUCUCAUCGAGUCCAUAGCAGAGAAAAUAAAGUAGUUUGAUAAGUUUUUU